Molecule: messenger RNA, 1106 nt
Organism: Gloeophyllum trabeum ATCC 11539
Lineage: Eukaryota; Fungi; Basidiomycota; Agaricomycetes; Gloeophyllales; Gloeophyllaceae
Exons: 5
Coding region: 1-897 (298 amino acids)
Biological process (GO): N-acetylglucosamine metabolic process
Cellular component (GO): cytoplasm
Source: RefSeq, a predicted model, not a curated record
AUGACUAGUACUACCAAGGGUACUUCUGCAGAACUCUCGGAGAAGACAGUCCCACUGGGGACCGGACCUCCGACGAGGGAGGAAUUGCUGGUCUACUACCCAGCCAAAUUUACAUGGCAUCAGCUGAAGACAUUCAUUAAUUCCGGUGACUUAGGACUACUGAAGCGGGACAAAAAGCUGCAGCAGAGAUAUGAUGCUUGGGCCAAAGGCAUCAGGGCAGAGUAUGGAUCCAUCGUGAAUUAUCUGAUGUACAAGCGACUACGCUGGGGGAAGCGUGACACCCAGUCCCGGCUCACUUCUGCGUUGGACGACGGGUCCAGUAGCAGUGCUCCUCCGACCGAAGAGCAAGUGCCCUUCGACCCCCGGAAUCCACCGCCGUUACCGCCGCUGCCCGAUAACGCCCCGCCCUAUUUCACCGCCGACACUCCAGCAGAACUGAUCAGCAUCACGCAGAACGACUGGCCAUACUCAGUGCCCCCCGAUAUCGAACACACCCUCAUCUGGACGCGCGUCCCGAUAUUCCACCCCGACAUCGUCCACCCGUCCGUAAAAGCCCGCGUGGACCAGGACGGCCUGUGGGGGUUCACGGGCACGCCGAAGGACUCGCCUCGGCCGUCCCCCUCGACACUACCGCAAUGUCUGCCCGCACUGUCGGAGUGGGGCGUCACGAUGGACAAGCUGGUGCGGUCACCCAAGGGCACGGAGGAGGAGGAGGCGCUGGUGAAGCGGGCUGGGGCGGAGGUGAACGAGUUCAUUAGGCGGCGGUGGAACGAGAGGGAGUGGGAGACUGCAUGGUUCGUUAAUCCGCCGCGACUGCAAAGCGUACCUGGUCUCGCGCAUAUCCAUGUCUUCGCUAGGCACAAAUCUCCCGAGGAGAUUGCCAGAGGGGAAUAUUGAAUGGACGCGUUUACUGAAGGAAUUGACUAGAGCUAGAUCUACCAACUGUGUUUAGAAUCAAGGGAAAGACUGCAUUUACAGACCAUAGAUGGACCGCGAAGUCCCUGCAGCUGGGAUGGGUGGGACGGGCCAGGGCAGAAUAUGAUUAUUAUAUUAUACAGGAGUGCCUGCUUGGGCGAGUUGAUGUAGGAUGUGAUACAUUAGACAUG